GUGGAAGGGAGAGCUCAGGGCAGGGCCUGGGGCCUUUCACCAUCGGGCACAUGGCAGUCCGUGUCCCUCAGGAAGAUCCCCACCUGUCUCGUGAUCUUUUUAUUUUUCCCCUUGAAUGUGCAGUUUCCUUGAAGCAAGGAUGGGGGAAACGUACUUUCUCCCGUCCUUGAGGUACUGCUGUCUGUAAGCCUGGGGCUUUCCUAAUGAACCUCAGGUAAAACCCACCCUCAGUGCUGCACCAUGUGGGUGCUCGGGGAGCUGUGUUGGCACCCCCCGCCUUCUGCUGAGCUGCCGCUGAGCCUUUAAGGCUGGAAGGGCUGCGUGUGCCGUGCUCUGGUCGCUUUGUUUGUGUGUCCUUAUAGAAAAGAAGUCCUUGGUCAUUGUUCGAACUCACUGCCAGUGUUCCUUUCCAUUGCCCCCAGCACGUCCAACCAGAGGAAGGCAUUUCUGCAUUUUUACUAACUCUUUUCUAUUUGUUUUGCAAGCCACUUCCACUUCCCCUUAACUCUUGCAAAAGCAUCACCAUAGCUGCCAGAGCAGCAGUGUGGCGCAGCCAUCAGGUUGGAGCCCUCCUGCCCAGCCUGGUGCCCACAUGGUGCUGUGUUUAUUAGGGCUGCCAGGUGCAUGAAGCCCGGUACUCUUGUGUGGGGUGAAUUCAGCAUUGCCAAAAAAGAAAAACCAAAGAAACAAUAAUAAUAGUGCAAAGAGAGUUAUUGUGACAGACUGAAGUGGCUCUGUGGGGCUCAUUGGACAUGAAAGUAAUUUCAGCUCCCAUUGAUUAUUCGGCAGUAAUAGGAACGCUGACUUGAGCCUGUCUGUUCUGUGUUUAUUGAUGCAGACGGCUCAGGCAGAGUUCAUUGGAAGGCAAUUAAUCAUGAUGCUAUCCCUGAGAAAUACCUCAUCACUCAAUUGCCUCCAUACAGAGACACAGGAAUGUGCUGCGUGGAAAACCAAGGCAGAACCAUCCAUCCCCAAACGCGGCAUCCACUGGAAGGAGGCCAGGGGGCUUCUCCCUCUUGGAUCCCCAGCUCAGUAAUACCUGAGGCGUCAGCUCUCGCAGCACACAGAGAGAAGGGACGGAAACAUGACUGCACAUCAUUGCUAACCAACCCUGAAAGGGUCAUCCCAGGCUCGGGAAGCCCCCAGGAUGCCAUGCUGGUGAGCAGCACGGGCAGAGCUCCUGUGGCACAGCUUGGAGCAUGCUGGCUGCCAGCUCUGUUCUUUGUCCCUGGUGGGUGAGAGCUCACAGGGACGUUCCCUGUGCCUGCCCUCGCAGCAGGCUGUGCCACGGCAGGGUGCUGCCUGAGGAAGGACAAAACAAUCUGCCUUCCGGCAGCGUGUUCUCAAAGAGCUUAAAGUAGUUCCUGUGUUUGUCAGAGCUGAGGUUUCACAGCAGGCUGAGUCAUAGGCUAUGGCCAAACAGCCCUUAUGUCACCUGAACAGCAACCUCUUACCCCUUAAGUCCGUGAAGUGGGCAGCACUUUCUCUACACCUCUGCUUCCGAGGAGUUGCAGUGCUUGUUCCCUGGUGUUCCCAGUGUGUUUGGGGGCAGGAUGCCCCGCACCCAUCUUUCUCCAGAGGGCUGCAGCAGGAUCCUUCCUCCCUCUGGCUCUAUAUCCCAAACGUUGGCUCCUGGCGUGGCUUUCUGGAAGUGGUUUAGUGGGUAACUUCUAUUUGAUUCGUGUUCUCCUAUGAGCUGCAUGCCCCACUGCUGUCCCUGCACAGACCUGUCAGCCUGUGUCUGUGCAGGGCAUUGAUUUGCCAAAAGGCACAUGGGGCCAGAAGGGCAUUUCGGGUUUUAAAUGCCAGCACUGUAAUGAAUCCAGCUACAGCUCAGCAGCACAUCCUGGGCACUAUGCUGGCAGCUGUCUGCUCUAUAUUUUGUGCUAAUUAGCACUCCAGGGACAAGCAGUCCGUGGCAUUAAAAUGCCCCGCAGUGGAGGAGAUGCAUGGUGGAAGUGGGUUAUUUUUUUUUGUAUUUACCUAUUUUUAUUUUUCACUGACCAGCCGUGGGUCGCAGACUGGCACCAAACAGUUUGUGUUGCUCUGGAGCUCACCAGCUUGGUUCUUCUUUCUCUUCAGCCCACAAAUUUCAUAGGAAAAUCUGCUGGUCUGGGAAAUGCUAAUUCAUCAGAGUGUGCAUUUUGGGGUAUUUGGGGCAGGAAAUGAAACUCCCUCCUCAUCUCUGCAUUCUCUAGGGGUCAUUUCGAAUGCUGUGGCUGUCUAACAAACUCACUGCUGGUGACUCAACCUAGGGUACUCUCGAGUCAUCUUGGUUUCCUCUUCCUCUCUAUUACUGUCUUUAAAUCCCAAAGAAAUGAAAAGACAAGGAAAAUAGCUAUCGGGAGAGAAGUUCCCAUUUCCCUCGCUGCAAAAUGAGGGCUCCCACCCCACAGCAGCUCCUGGUGGAGGUGAAGCUGUAGAGAUGCAAUUGUCUCCUUCUGGCUCUCAGAGAGCAAGCAGUGGAUGCUGCCUGCCCAAGCCUGGCGCUGCAUCCCCCUGCUGUAAGGAGUAAUGCCCGGCCAGCAGCUCACAGGCUGGAGGUGCAGGUUGCUUCUGUGUGACUGCUGCUUUAGCUUUUUGUGGCUGGAACAAUCUGUAUUUUGCUUUGUGCUGAUGUCUUGGAGCAGGCUAUGACUUAUUGCACAAGGACGAGUAGAAAUCAGAAAAGGCCUUUAAGCCCUAAAGCACCAUUGCUCGCCUCAGAUGUCUGAAACUGGCUUGCAGAGAUAGCAGUACAAGCAUUUGGCGUAUUUAGCAUCCAAACAAACCUUCCUGGAAGAAUAUCUCUGUUCUAAUAUGCUGUAUGCAGGAAAAUCCUAGCUGAGAAGCUGGAGGAAAUUGCCAGAUGUGAGUUACAGAGACCGCACAGCACGCUUAGCCAAAACUUCACAUUGCCUGUAUGCGUCUGGCUGCUGCAGUGCAGGGCUGUGUCACACACACUGCCUGCUGAUGGGGGACAGCUGUCCCUCGGCUGCUGCAGGGCAGGCACGGUGGGAGCACAGAGGGCUGUGUUGGGGCUUGGCAAGAUCGUGGGCAGCUCAGAAGGGGUCAGCAGUGCUGCCUGGUGGGGUGUGGGUGCUCUCAGUGUGUGGGGAGCGGUCUCCUCAUCAUGCUGGAGGAGCUUUGUUGUAGUGAAAGCCAACUUGUGCAGCUCAUGGGAUGCUGUCCCUUGCAAAACUGCAACCCCGGUGUCUGCCAGGACGCAGCAGUGGGCACAAAAGUGCUCUCAUUCAGCUCGGUCCUUAUUCAUGGGGAAGGUCAGCAGCAGAUCACACUGUGGGUAUCUGUAAGGUCCCAGAAUUGCUGUUCUAACACUUAAGAGAACUCGUGGCCUGUGCCAAAGCCACAUGGACCUCACGGCCCUUCCUGCUGGCCUCGGGUGUGAUGCGGUGAGGCGCUGCGCAGGGCUGGGCAAGUCAAGGAGAAAACAGCUCUUGCUCUGCGGUUCUGCCACCAGCAGAGUGACUUCACCCAGUGCAUGUUUGGACUGAAAGCGAAGCAGUGUGCUGACAGGCUCAUAUCUAGAGAGGAAGCCGUAUCUGGAGGUUGCCGGGCUACUCACUGUUAGUAACACGGGUGGCGAUGAAUAAGAUCAGAUCGCGGACUGCGAUUGCACCCCCGCCCACAGCCUGCUUUGCAGAACUGUGUCCUCCAGGCCUACGUGCACAGCCUCUGCAAUGCACAGCCCUGUGCCAGCUGGGGCUGGGUGCUGGGACUGUAGGGACCACGUGCCUGGGGAGGGUGAGCAGCCUGGGCCAUCAGGGCCGCCGCUCCCUUGGCGGUAGGCUGAGCCCCUGGGGCUCCGUGGGUGCCUUUAGGGCCCCUGAGUCCUGGUCUGGGCCCCGCUGGUGGGCCCGUGCAGUAGCUGGCGUCCAAGGGAAGCCCCACCUUGUCUCACAAUAUUUACUUUCCCUCCUUGGCUUCCUCCCAGGGCGGUAAGUGCAGAGCAAACAUGGUGGGGCUCUUGGUAUGGAGCUUGGGAAGCACCGUGCAUUCCCUGUGCUUGCUUUUGCCCCAGCACUUUGCCCCAGCCUGCCUGCUCUCCUCUGGUAGCUGCUGGCAUCUUAAGACACAAACUGGAGGGGAAAAAAUCCCCACAGACCCAACAAAAAAUGAUUUUCUUCUGAAACCAGCAUGAGCUGCUGUCCUGUACUUGGGCAGCAGGCCCGGGUGGAAAUGGGUUUGCCCCUUGUGGUAAAGACAUAGAGAUUUGUGCCAACCAGUGUGAAUUCAGCAGUCAGGACCCCCUUAUUUCCCCUCUCUCCGUUAUAUGGCUUUCCCCUCAUUCCCUCCUCCUCCCACAGCCUGGCUGGUAAUACACAGCAACAUUCUCACCUAAGCCUUGUAAAACACUCCAGCAGGGCUCAUGGUGUUUACACUAGGAAUUAAUCCUGCUGUAAGCUCCCACGUAGGUCUUGUAGACGCAGAUAGAUAAACCACAAAGCAGUAAGAAACGUCCCAACUGCUCCUUCAGCGUGAGCAUCCCCACCAUGACUUCUGCCUUGGGAAGCAGUUGUGAUCCUAGGAGGAGCAGCAUGGAGGAGGGAUGGGGAGUAGAAAAUGGGACUGAGCUGAAGUCAUGCUGCAAGAGCUCCCCCGUGUCAGUGGAGGAGCGGUGUGUGAGCUAAUGGGGAUUUCUCCUGUUCCUCAGCCUGCUGAUUCAGUGCGCUUCUGGGAAUGGCAUUCAGCUCCUGAGUCAACGGCUCCAUCUCGCCCCCUCACCCAGCCCGUGACACCCUGAUAGCAGAGCUCUUUGUACAGACUGUCUUGCAAACACACCCUUUUUUGCAUUUGGUUGCAAAUUUUUGCAGAAGUUGUGUAAAUUUCCAACUGCAAAAUGCUAAUUGGCCCUGACAGUCGUGGGGCAAGCAAACGGACAUCAGUUGGAGGACACCCAAAUGGUUGCAGUGCAUGGUGCCUCAUGCUGCAUUAGCAGCCUUCUUCGGGUGCAUAGCAUCUACAGGCAGAGCAGUUCCUAUGCAGCUGUUGGUGCUCCCUUUCUAGGCAGUGAGUGAUGCUUGUGGAAGGGAGGUUGGAGGUGAUGGAGCUCACUAACCCUGUGUUGCCAACCCUUAGAAGAGCAGAGUUGUUCUCCCCCAGAAAGCAAGGGGAAAGUCAGCAAGGUUUCCCAAGCAGCAGGACAAAGGUUUGGACGUAUUUCUAGGUAUGAGGUGAAGCAGGUUACAAUAAACAGGUUAAUGGGACUGUGUGAAAUAGCACGGCAACCUGCUGAGUGUAUUUCUCUUACUGUGGUCUGAACAGCUCACAGGAAUGGUGGACAGCCUUCAGAAAUAGAGAUGCAUCCUUCUUGGAUCCGUACCUGCUGAGGACAUCCCAAUGUUUCCGCUGUGCACUGCAGAAAACUGUCCUGGCUAAGAAUAAGGAAACCGGUGCCUUAGCAGCUGCCAAAGUCAUUGAAACCAAGAACGAAGAUGAACUGGAGGAUUACAUGGUGGAAAUCGAAAUACUGGCAACCUGCGAUCACCCGCACAUCGUCAAGCUGCUGGGAGCCUUUUAUUGGGAAGGCAAGCUGUGGAUCAUGAUCGAGUUUUGCCCCGGCGGGGCGGUGGAUGCCACCAUGCUGGAGCUGGACCGGGGCCUGACCGAGCCCCAGAUCCAAGUGAUUUGCCGCCAGAUGCUGGAAGCUCUCCACUACCUUCACAGCAAGAAAAUCAUCCACCGGGACCUGAAGGCUGGCAAUGUGCUCCUCACACAGGAUGGGGACAUCAAGCUGGCUGACUUUGGAGUGUCUGCCAAAAACGUGAAAACCUUGCAGAAGCGAGACUCCUUCAUUGGCACCCCUUACUGGAUGGCCCCGGAGGUGGUGAUGUGCGAGACCAUGAAGGACACUCCGUACGACUACAAAGCAGACAUCUGGUCCCUGGGAAUUACGCUGAUCGAAAUGGCCCAGAUUGAGCCGCCCCAUCAUGAGCUCAACCCCAUGAGAGUCCUGCUGAAGAUCGCCAAGUCUGACCCUCCCACACUCAGCUGCCCUUCCAAAUGGUCCCUGGAGUUCAGAGACUUCCUGAAGACAGCGCUGGACAAGAACCCUGAGACCCGACCCAGCGCAGCCCAGCUGCUCGAGCAUCCCUUCGUUAGCAAGGUGACCAGCAACCGAGCCCUGCGAGAGCUGGUGGCUGAGGCUAAGGCAGAGGUGCUGGAGGAGAUCGAGGACAGCCGGGAUGAGGCAGAGGAUGAUGACUCGUCCGAGUCAGCCUCGCUGCCUGGAAAGCACAAGCGAGACCCCUCUGAAGUGAGUCAGCUAAGUUUUGAUGGGGACAAACCUCCAGACUCUUCCUCACUCAAGACAACUAAUGGUCCUGUAGCGACUGAGAAGGAGAUGGUGAAUGGACAGAGUGAUAAAGUCUUGGAUGAAAGGAUAAGCAGUGACAGUGACAAGCUGGUGAAUAGCCACUCCACUAAAACCCUUGCCAGCUCCGGCCCAGAUGAAGGGAAAGCCACCCCUGGCAAACCAGACAUCAUCUCGCUGUCUGGACGGCGGGGUAGUUCAGCAGAGGGGGAUAAGCAGCCCAUGCCAGGCAGCAAGGAGAGGAGGAGCAUGGUGGACCGACCAGAGAGCAGCCACCUGGAAAACUUCCCGGAGGAGAAACUUGCCAAUGGAAGCUUGGAUUCGUCAGCAGUGUUCCCUGGCAGUCGGUCCAAAGGGGACUCAGAUUCUGGCAGCACAUCAGCCUCAGAGAGUAUGGACCUCACCAUCUCCCUGUCUGCCGACCUGUCGCUCAACAGAGAGAGUGGUUCCAUCUCCCUGAAGGAUUCCAGGAUGCACAACAAGACCCUGAAACGCACCCGCAAGUUUGUGGUGGAUGGAGUGGAGGUGAGCGUCACCACCUCGAAGAUCAUCAGCGAGGAUGAGAAGAAGGAUGAAGAGAUGAGGUUUCUCAGGCGCCAGGAGCUGAGGGAGCUGCGUCUGCUUCAGAAAGAGGAGCACCGAAACCAGGCCCAGCUCAACAGCAAGCACCAGCUGCAGCUGGACCAGAUGCUCCGGCGCUUCGAGCAAGAGAUGACUGCUAAGAAGAAGUUCUACGACACCGAACUGGAGAACCUGGAGCGGCAGCAGAAGCAGCAGAUUGAGAAGAUGGAACAGGAUCACUCGCUGCGCCGUCGGGAGGAGGCCAAGCGCAUUCGCUUAGAGCAGGAACGGGACCACGUGAAGUUCAUGGAGCAGCUGAAGCAGAAGAAGAAGGAGGUCAAGAAUGAGGUUGAAAAACUGCCACGGCAACAGCGCAAAGAGAACAUGAAGGUGAAGAUGGAUGACUUUGCCCAAAGAAAACAAACCAUGGAACAGGAUUUCUUGGCCAAGCAGAAGGAAGACCUGGAGCUAGCCAUGAAGAACAUAACUGCCCAGAACAAAAAAGAGAUCUGUGACAAGGAACGCGAGUGCCUGAACAAAAAGCAGCAGCUCAUGAGAGACCGAGAGGCAUGCAUCUGGGAUCUUGAGGAGCGUCAGCAGCAGGAGAAGCACCAGCUUAUCAAGCAGCAGCUAAAAGACCAGUAUUUCCUCCAGAGGCAUGAGUUGCUCAGGAAGCAUGAGAAGGAAAGGGAGCAAAUGCAGCGAUACAACCAACGUAUGAUAGAGCAGCUGAAAAUUCGGCAGCAGCAGGAGAAAGCUCGGCUCCCCAAAAUCCAGCGGAGUGAAGGGAAAACACGCAUGGCCAUGUACAAGAAGAGCCUGCACAUCCACUCCAGUGGAAGCGCAGCUGAGCAGCGGGAGAAGAUAAAGCAGUUUUCUCAGCAGGAAGAGAAGAGGCAAAAGGCAGAGCGGCUGCACCAGCAGCAAAAGCACGAGACACAGAUGAAGGACAUGCUAGCCCAGUGUGAAAGCAACACAAAUGAGCUCCAGCAGCUGCAGAAUGAAAAGUGUCACCUCUUGAUUGAACACGAAACGCAGAAACUUAAGUCCCUGGAUGAGAAUCACAACCUGCACAUGAAGGAGUGGCGGGACAAGCUGAGGCCACGGAAGAAGGCCCUGGAGGAUGAGCUGAACCAGAAGAAGCGUGAGCAGGAGAUGUUUUUCAAGCUGAGUGUGGAGGCAGAUGAACAGACCCCAGCAUCCCCAACCAAACACACCAAGUUCAUCCCCUUCAGCUCCACAGAGAGCUCAUAACCCUGUGGCUGGCAGGACACCAGCUGGGCCUUGCUGCAUCCUCCUGGGCUGCAGUGGGGCAUCUUGGACUUGGAAGACUCUCAGCAGCCUCUUCUCACAGCACCCGCCUGCCCCUGUGCUGUCUCUAUGAGAAACGUGCCUUUGUCCUUCACUGGGAGAUGCUAUUGGAUGUUUUGGAGGGUUUUCCAGAGUCUGGCCCGCUCAGCAGAGCUCAUGACUGGGGAGGACAGUUUCUGUGGUUUACUUGCACUGUUAGCUGAAUGCAUUGCCUGUGCUGUGAGCCUGGUGCUCAGCGGGCUCAUCAGCUGGAACUGAAGAAUAGCAGCCCUGAGCAGGAGCAGCAGGCAGGGCCUCGAGCACACUGCCAGUGGUUAGGCUGCUCCUCUCAGUCCCCUGUAACCAGCCAGCCUGGGACAAAGCAUCCCUGGUGAUGUCUUAUGCAAGCCUUGGCCUUGUGGCCCCCCCACUUGCCUUAGAUUUGUUUGUAUCUGCCAUGGCCCUCUUUGUCUCAAGGGAGACACUGAUGUGGAUUUUUUUCCUUUUAGGAGAGAGAGUUGGGUUCCUCUUUUCCUCCCAGCACAGACUGUGAAGAAAAGGGACCUGCUGGGCACCCUGUCGGAGUGCCUUCAGUUUUUCAUUGUCAUUUCAUUUGCUGUGAUUGCAGGCACCACAGUCCCUCUGCACCUGGCUAACAUUAUCUUCUCGGGCCCCAGACUUGCAGCUGAUAACAUGGGGCUCAUCACUGAACCUCUCAACUGCCUGCAGGUUUUCGUCUCUUGAAGUGCGUGUGCACGUGGGACUUUGUAAUGGUGUUCAGUCCCAUGGUGAUGCAGCGAGGGGUUGGCCACAGGGUGUUACUGCAACAGCUCUCAUGGUCACACAUGUGCCUGAGGCUUUUUUUAUGUGCCAUAUAUGUGUGGGCUGUGUAAGUCAGCCACUCUGAAGUCAGGGUCACAGGAAGAAGCAAAGGAGUCUUGAAACAAGGGAUGCAAGGGAAGAGGAGAUGCAAAGACAGGUCACGAUGGCUUGUUACCUUGUUUUAUCUCCAAGUGCCACGGUCUCUUGGAUGAUUCUCCUGACCUUCAGCUUAGCGUCAGGCUGCAGAGAGGCAGAGCAGCAGCGGGCCCAGCCUUCCACCCCUCUGUUCUGUGGCGAUGUCUCAGGUAGGUGCUGCUCUACAUCAGCACAAAGCACUGCGUGGCUGAGCUCUGGGUGGGACCCGGAGCACGGAUCUGGGAAAGGGAGCAGAGACCUCACUGAGCGAGGCCCUCUUCAUGCAAUGGCAGUGACCAAAGGGUGUAUGGUAGCACUUGGGUUUUUCUCUCUUUGAUGUCUGGACAAUUGUUUUGUGCAAGAAUAAAUGUCCCUGCUAAAAAAAAUAACUAUUAACACGUAUCGGUUUGGAGAUGUACUGCCAUUUCAGGGCAAGGUGCUGUGUGGCAUGCUACACUCCCAGCUCCCUAGCUGAAGGAGUCGGCCCCCAGGUUUUUCCCACAUCUUUAUCUGAGGAGUGCAUUCACUACCCGUUUAGAGUUCAUAAUGUGCUUCCCACAAACGAGCAAGACUAUGUUCAUUUGGGCCAUUCCAAGAUUCUUCUGAAUCCACAUCAUUAAUGUCUUAAUAAACAGAGCCUAGAGAUGUAAGGGCUGGGUCCCUUUGCAAGCAGUCUGCGUGGUGACUUUGCAGUGAAUAGGCUGUCCUAGGGAGACUGCAUGCCCCAUUUCCAAAAGCAUUGGCUGUGCCUUUCAGAUACAAUGACAGAACCAGUUUGGGACAUAAAAAUGAAAUGAUCCUGAACCAGGAUGAUGUGUUUGUUUCAGCCUUUUAGUUGCAAUAGAAAUGUACAAUAACAGCCCCAGUGGUUUAGUUCCCUGCCCCGCUGGGGUCAGGCUGGAGAUGUUCUGUAAGGUGGUGGUUGUUGCAGGAAAUCAGUACCUGGUGUGUGGCUUUUGGUUCAGUAUGUGUGAGCUGCAGAAGGAUGUCUUGCAGCACAGUGUUGCUACCAUACCUUGUCCAGCUGAAGCAGCCUGCAGCCCCUCUGACUGCCUUCUUGCACCAACCCAGGAGUGUCAGUUCUCUCUGAAUACUGUGCAGCUGUGGGGAUGGAUGGAGACUAUUUUAAAGAGCUGGUUAGAUUCCCCUGAGGGAAAUUGGUUGUGACUUCUUCCAUUGCAGCUAACUCCCAGCCUGGAGUUAGCAGCGUGCUUUUGCUUCUGCUAAUGGAGAAUGGGAAUGGUUUUGUCCCCUGCCUGUUCUGCUCCUUCUCCAGGUGUGUUGGGGCUCUGGCACCAAACCCUCUCCAUGCAGAGGGCAUCUGACAAUUGCCAUGUUUACAGGGAGGUUCGUUUGCCUCCCUUUAAGAAGAGGAUGUUUUGUUGUUUCCUGUUCAGAAGUAGCCACAAACACAUUUUUUUGGGGGGGGUGCGGAGCCACUUUUUAAAAUGUGGCUUUGAAUAAAGAGAUUUUUAAAAUGUUUUGGAAAACAUCUUCAGUGGAGUCAUCACUGUGAUGUGAAGAGCCUUCUAAUAAAGUAACAGACCGAGAAA
Messenger RNA from Gallus gallus (chicken), 10674 nucleotides. RefSeq names its product serine/threonine kinase 10 (gene STK10). The record is from RefSeq and is a predicted model, not a curated record. The transcript is spliced from 19 exons. Gene Ontology annotation, molecular function: ATP binding; protein serine/threonine kinase activity. Gene Ontology annotation, biological process: protein phosphorylation. NCBI's taxonomy places the organism in Eukaryota, Metazoa, Chordata, Aves, Galliformes, Phasianidae. Bases 5453 to 8128 code for a protein of 891 amino acids.